AUGUCUUCCGGCGAGAACAUGGACCCUGAAAAGGGCCCCGGAGAAGAGAUCAAACAAGACACAUACGAUGGGGUCGACCGCAAACACUCUCUAGCCGACCGAAAGUCUUCGGUGGCCGGAUCAGUCAUCGCCGCCGGUCUUCUCGAUGAGCGAUACCUCACCACCAAGCGAGGUCUGAAGAGCAGACACGCCCAAAUGAUCGCCCUGGGUGGCACAAUUGGUACUGGUCUAUUCGUCGGUUCUGGCGCAACGCUUCACCUAGGAGGUCCUGCCUUCAUCUUGGCCUCCUACAUCCUCAUAACGGUCCUGGUAUACUGCGUCGUGACUGCCAUCACUGAAGUCGCUGCGUAUCUUCCCGUCCACGGCGGCACCAUGUCCUACUACGGCUACAGAUAUGUUUCCCGAUCUAUGGGUUUUGCCCUCGGCUACCUGUACUGGUACGCUCUUGGAAUUCUGGUCCCCUACGAAAUCACAGCGGCAGGCUUGGUCAUUGACUACUGGCCCAACGACGUCAACAUUGCCGUGUGGAUGACCAUCAUGCUCGUUGUCAUCAUCGGCCUCAACUUCCUCCCUGUCCGAUUCUACGGAGAGACAGAAUUCUGGUUUGCCGGGACGAAGGUUAUUCUCAUGAUUGGUCUAUUGAUGUUGAGUUUCAUCUUGUUCUGGGGAGGUGGCCCAUCGCACGACCGCCUUGGAUUCAGAUACUGGAACGACCCUGGCGCAGCAAACACGUACCUCGUGAGCGGCGAUACCGGCCGCUUCGUUGCCUUCUGGCAGACGGUCGUCAAUUCCGUGUUUCCAUUCACCUUUGCGCCCGAACUUCUAGUCGUCACCGGUGGAGAGAUGGAGUCUCCACGUCGCAACCUCCCCAUCGCUUCUCGACGCUACUUCUACCGUCUCGUCGUCUUCUACGUGCUGGGUGUCUUAGCCAUCGGCGUCACCUGUCCCAGCAAUGACCCACGCUUGACCGAUGGUGGUGCCGGAGCCAAAUCUUCGCCUUACGUCGUCGCCAUCGCCAACGCUGGUAUCGACGUCCUCCCUUCGAUCGUCAACGCCGUCAUCCUGAUCUCCGCCUGGUCUUCCGGCAACUCCUUCCUCUACAUCUCCUCCCGUGCCCUGUACAGUUUGGCCGUGCAAGGCUCCGCCCCGCGCAUUUUCAAGGCCUGCAACCGCUGGGGUGUCCCCUACAUGGCCGUCGGCUGCUCAUCGCUUUUCUGCGGUCUCGCGUACCUCAACGUCGCUUCCAACGGUUCCACGGUCUUCUCGUGGUUUGUGAAUCUUACAAAUACAUGGGGCAUGACCUCGUGGGUCUGCUGUAUGAUUGUGUAUUUGCGCUUCCGCAAAGCCUGCACCGUCCAAGGCAUCCAGCCCAUCUACCGCAACUGGAUUCAGCCCUACGGCGCAUGGGUCGCGAUGUUCAUGUUUACGCUCCUGUGCCUGAUCAACGGCUUCACCGUCUUCUUCCCGUCCGAAUGGUCCGCCUCGUCCUUCCUGACCGCCUACAUCGGCAUCCCCAUCUUCUUCGUCAUGUACUUUGGCCACCGCGUCAUCUUCUGGCGCGACAAGUGGGCCUGGGAUCCAGCGGAGAUUGACAUGCAGACCGGUCUCCAGGAGGUCAUUGACGCAGAGAAACCCAUCGUCAUUCGCAAGGGCUGGAAGAAGAUACUCUAUAUUAUCGAGUAG
Messenger RNA from Exophiala spinifera, 1683 nucleotides. RefSeq lists its product as uncharacterized. Gene Ontology annotation, biological process: amino acid transmembrane transport. The record is from RefSeq and is a predicted model, not a curated record. NCBI's taxonomy places the organism in Eukaryota, Fungi, Ascomycota, Eurotiomycetes, Chaetothyriales, Herpotrichiellaceae. Gene Ontology annotation, cellular component: membrane. The transcript is spliced from 3 exons. Bases 1 to 1683 code for a protein of 560 amino acids. Gene Ontology annotation, molecular function: amino acid transmembrane transporter activity.